CGUCAUAACCUCGUAGAAUCGCCAGUUGCCCUGUAACUUUAAAGUAGAUAAAUACCUUAUGUACUCAGGGUCCAACUCAAAUGAGAUUAUCCCAACCAUAUCUAAUCUUUCAACGUCCAUUAACUCUCAUCGAUAUAUCCAAGCUCCCUUUGACCCAAUUGACCCAUCCUCACUUAUACACAAUGGCUUCUCAUCACGUUCUCCUGCUUGGUGGCCACGGCAAAAUCGCCCAGCUUCUCACUCCUCUCCUCCUCAAGCGUUCGUGGACCGUAACCAGUGUCAUCCGGACUUCUGAACAGACCCCUGCCAUCGAAAAACUUGGUGCCGGCCUCCCCGGUAAACUCAAUGUUCUAGUACGUAGCAUUGAGGACGUCACAUCCCAGGAUAAGGCCUUGAGUAUCUUGAAUGAAGUCAAGCCCGACUAUAUUGCUUGGAGUGCUGGUGCUGGAGGUAAAGGUGGCGCAGAAAGAACUUUCAAGGUGGACCGAGAUGCCGCCGUUCAUUUUAUCAAUGCUACGGCAUCUGUACCUACCAUCACCAAGUUCCUUCUUAUCUCAUAUCUAGCCUCUCGUCGAUCUGGUGCUUCAUGGUGGCCUGCUGGGGAGUGGGAUGAGUAUAAUGAAAAGGUCAACAACGGCGUAUUGGCAAACUAUUACAAGGCCAAGAUCGAAGCCGAUGAGACCCUCUACAAGGUCUCCAAGAAGAGUCCUACUCUUGUUGGCAUCGAUCUGAGGCCCGGAACUCUGACUGAUGACCCAGCCACCAAAGUUGAGUUUGGCAAAACCAAAAGCAUCGCUAAGAACGGUGUUAGCCGCGAGGCUGUUGCUGAGGUUGCCUCACAUCUUCUCGCUGCCGAUGGCGUCAAGAACGGCUGGUAUGAUCUUCUCGAUGGCGACGAGGAUAUUCCAUCUGCUGUCGAAAGAGUUGUGCGCGAGAAUGUGGAUGCUGCUGAGGGCGAAGCCAUCUAUGAUGCGUGAAGGGUGUCUGCCUGCAAAGUUAUCACGGCCAUAUAAGAUUCAAGUCAUAAGGCAUUUUGAAUUCAUAAUGAUACAUCGCAGCUGAUGCGAUCCACUCUUAUACCCCGUUUUUAACACCCGGUGAUACAUGCCUGUGAAGGCGAAUUGUAAUGACAUGACAAGUUAUGUAACAUUUGUGCUUGCCUCAGACAAACGUGUGAAACACACCCUUUUUGACUCCAUCCAUAUAGUUUCUCUUACAUACAAAAUAAAUCAUGUCGAAACCGGCUUCUCGGUAUCCUCAACCGAGUAGGCACGUAGUUGUCGAGUUCGCUCAAAGGUGUUUCGAUAGCUUCCCUUGCUUGAACCAAGUCGGCUGUUGAGCCGGACCCCAUUUGCACAUUCUUCGGGCGCUCCGAACCAUUUGAACCUUAGACCACGCAUUUCCUCAUUGAAGGUCUUCCAGCUGGUAGUGAAGUAGAUCACGGCGUUCCAAACACCCUGUAAGGGAAGCACACAGCCACUGGCGACACUAAGGGGGAAGCUGAUCCUGUCGUGGUGCGUCAGGCUAUACAGCCGGUUGGCGGAGCUCGGGAUCCAAGUGAUCAACACAGCAAGACCGAAGAUGAAGCUUGUGCGCAAAUAUGCCAUCUUGACUGGAUCGAAUUGUCUGAGUUUCAUAGAAGCGUUAGAUUUGACGGCACGAAGUUUGGUUGUUACUGAGAAGGGUGGCUGGCGAGAACUGUCGGAGGUACAGAGUGUUUGGAAUCGUUGAGCUCUGCUGGAAGUCGAUGUUUCAAUAUGCUCGAAAGAACUAGGUAGGACCCAAGAGUUGAUACGCGGAGGCAUUGCGGCAAGAAGAGGACUUGGAAGUGUAGUCUCUUGUGGGGCUGCUGGCCUCGGCUCUUCUCGUGUAAUCUGAACUUCUGUGACUGCAGUACCAUAGAAGUCCUGACGAGGUGUGAGAUUCUGGGGACAAAAGUCAGCUUGGCCUGCCUCACUGGCAUCGGGCGGGGAGGCUACCGCUUCUGAGGAGCCUCUGUGCUCACUACUCGAAUAAGGAAUAUGAUCAUUCUUCUCGAUGUUGCCAAUAGCAUCCAUCACCAUAUGCCUGAUCUGAUUUCGAGUGUGGAAAACAUGGUACCCAACAGCAAUAUAGAUCAUGAUGGAGAGGAAUGAAAAUAUCCAGAUUGGGAUGUAGUAUGCGUAGAGGCGAACAAGACUCCAGUCAGUCCCGAUCCAACACCAGAGCUACAAAUUGUCAGUAUACGACCGAAAGAAGAGUGGCUAGAAACCACUUACUGUGGCGUCUCCAAAUAUGAGACCUUCAGAGGAGUUGCGGAUUGAUAUCAGAACAACUGCUGGAAUGAAAGGACCGCCGAAACAGAUCAGGCAGUAUAGCCAGGCAUACUUGCGAAACAUUCGAGGAUCGGCAUUGCAGAAGAACACGAGAAACACAUUGAUAGCCAUGGCAAGUGACCACCAAGGGUCAGACUGCAUGAACCUAGGGAACGAGAUUAGUGUUGAGCCAUAACCUGGGUUAAAUAUCAUACCAUUCAAAGAUGAAUGCCUGUGCCUGGCAAAGAUGCGAUCCCUCGCCCCUUUCAAGACCAUCAUAGCCGAUCAUAGAUGCAACACUCGCACCGGCAUUUGCGAUCGAGGCAAAGAUGAGAAACAAAUUCGGAGUUGUUCGAAUUUUCUUGAAAAGGCCGAAGGUUAGCAGCACCAGAAUGAUAGCGAUCAUAGAACAUCCUGCUCCGACUCGUUCGAUAGUGAUGAGAAUCUCGAUAUUCUCAGGUGACAAGGUCGGCCCUCGAUGAUGCUCAGGAUGGCCCUCCAUGUUGACUUUUGGUGAAGCCAAAGCCUUGGAGUUGAUGAUGCGAAGAAACGAGAUGGCCAAGCGCUCGCUCCGCAAGAGAAUGUGAGCAAGCACAAACCAGGGAAGGAGAAGAGGGGUAGAAGGAAAAGGGGAAGGAGAUGUUGCGAGCUCAACACGGUUGACUUACACACGGAAGGGGCGCUCGGAGACUGCGAUAGAGUUGGCAGUUGCCAUCAGUGUCAGGUUAAAGGUGGUGGCUUAGUUCCUUCCACAUUGAAUCAUGGGAGCGAAUACCUAGAUUAAGAGAUGGGAUGGUUACUCUCCGAUAGUGAACAAAUGUCUAAGAACCGAAUAAAGUCAAUGCUUUCUUUCUUUCUCUCUUUUUGUUUCAAUGUUAUUGUUACUUGUUAUGCA
Molecule: messenger RNA, 3189 nt
Organism: Fusarium verticillioides 7600
Lineage: Eukaryota; Fungi; Ascomycota; Sordariomycetes; Hypocreales; Nectriaceae
Exons: 3
Coding region: 81-977 (298 amino acids)
Source: RefSeq, a predicted model, not a curated record